AUGGACAACAAACUUGCACAGAGCGUGGUUGAUUUGGAGAAAUUCUUCAGUUCCCGUAUGCAGGAGUACGAAAAUAAGCUUCUGAAGGUUGCUGCUGGCAGUGCUCCUAAACAUCCUGACCUGGCUUCGCUCUCAACGGAAUUCCUGGAGUUCAAAAGUUUUGUUUGUCAGACACUGAAACUUCUGAAAGCACAGACUGAGCUCCUUUCCCGUGCCCUGGACAAACAUGAAACUACUAUGCGUAGGAAGAUCCUGCUGUUCCACGGUGUUCCAGAGAAGACCAACGAGAAGCUCAACGAGACUGUCCUGGACGUCGUUGUCAAGCGCAUGAAGGUGGAUGAUGCCUGCUUGGACAUUUUUGAGGUUUGCCACAAACUUGGUGCCUCACAGGGUAAAACCAGGCCUGUGCUGGUACGCUUCAGGGAUAUGGAGCACCGUCGUGUUGUCUAGGACAACAAAACCUUACUUAAAGGCUCAGGUAUCACAAUAUCUGAGUUUCUCACUAAGACGCGACAUCAAGUUUUUGUU
Messenger RNA from Trichoplusia ni (cabbage looper), 528 nucleotides. RefSeq lists its product as uncharacterized. The record is from RefSeq and is a predicted model, not a curated record. The transcript has a single exon. The coding region runs from base 1 to 450 and encodes 149 amino acids. NCBI's taxonomy places the organism in Eukaryota, Metazoa, Arthropoda, Insecta, Lepidoptera, Noctuidae.